AACACAUUAGAGCUCACCUAAACGAUUAUUAACUUUCAUACAAUGAAAAACUCAUCGACUCCAUUUAACAAGCCAUUCUCUGUUUCUUUACUUUUUCUUGUGUUCUUGUUUUCUGGUCUUGACAACUUGAGUCUUGUUUCUUCUUCUUUUUCUCGUUCCACAGUUCUUGCAGGUGAAGAGCUUCAUUUUAGUGGAGAUGUUUCCAAGAACUGUGUGGAGGGAGCAAGAUCCGGUUACCUAUGUUCUGGGGUUAGCGAUAAAGUUGCUCCGUCCACCCAUGGAACUCCCUCAAGUCCACAGAGAAAACCUCCAAAGGUACCUAAACAUCCUUCUCCAGCAUAUAGGCCCUCUCAGAAGGUGCCUUAUGCAAAUUAUCCUCAACCAAAGGUUCAUAGGAGAUCAUUAUUGAAAUUGCUACCAACUUCAAGUUAUGGUCAACCUCCUCCUGAAUCUCCACCACCACCUGUUGAAACCCCGCCUUCACCACCCGUUUACAAUCCUCCGCCAGUAGAGAAACCACCCCCACCAUCACCACCGUCUCCACCACCCGUCUACAAUCCUCCACCAGUAGAGAAACCACCCCCGCCAUCACCACCAGUAGAGAAACCACCCCCACCAUCAUCACCGUCUCCACCACCCGUUUACAAGCCUCCGCCAAGAGAGAAACCACCUCCACCAUCACCACCACCCGUUUACAAGCCUCCGCCAAUAGAGAAACCACCCCCACCAUCACCACCGUCUCCACCACCAGUCUACAAUCCUCCGCCAAGAGAGAAACCACCCCCGCCAUCACCACCAUCUCCACCAGUAGAGAAACCACCUCCGCCAUCACCACCGUCUCCACCACCCGUUUACAAUCCUCCGCCAAUAGAGAAACCACCCCCGCCAUCACCACCGUCUCCAUCACCUGCUUACAAGCCUCCUCCAGUAGAGAAACCACCCCCGCCAUCACCACCGUCUCCACCACCCGUUAACAAGCCUCCGCCAGUUGAGAAACCACCCCCGCCAUCACCACCAUCUCCACCACCCGUUUACAAUCCUCCGCCGCAGAGAAGCCACCCCCACACCAUCUCCACCGCAGAGAGAGAAAACCACCUCCGCCAUCACCACCUGUACAAACCACCACCCCCUCCGCCAGUAGAGAAACCACCCCCGCCAUCACCACCGUCUCCACCACCCGUUUACAAGCCCCCGCCAGUAGAGAAACCACCCCCACCAUCUCCACCAGUAGAGAAACCUUCCCCGACAUCACCACCGUCUCCACCACCCGUUUACAAGCCUCCGCCGGUAGAGAAACCAGCCCCGUCAUCACCACCAUCUCCACCACCCGUUUACAAUCCUCCGCCAGUGGAGAAACCACCCCCGCCAUCACCACCGUCUCCACCUAGCCCGCCACCUGCUCCUGCCUACUCACCUCCACCAAGUCCACUGCCACCUCCUAGCUCUCCAGGGUAUGGAAGUCCUCCACCUUCUGGUUAA
Molecule: messenger RNA, 1479 nt
Organism: Lycium ferocissimum
Lineage: Eukaryota; Viridiplantae; Streptophyta; Magnoliopsida; Solanales; Solanaceae
Product: proline-rich extensin-like protein EPR1
Exons: 4
Coding region: 43-1479 (478 amino acids)
Source: RefSeq, a predicted model, not a curated record